Molecule: messenger RNA, 955 nt
Organism: Temnothorax curvispinosus
Lineage: Eukaryota; Metazoa; Arthropoda; Insecta; Hymenoptera; Formicidae
Product: DNA-directed RNA polymerase III subunit RPC9-like
Exons: 3
Coding region: 498-875 (125 amino acids)
Biological process (GO): transcription initiation at RNA polymerase III promoter
Cellular component (GO): RNA polymerase III complex
Molecular function (GO): nucleotide binding
Source: RefSeq, a predicted model, not a curated record
UCCUUGUGACGACAGCAGACGAGCAGACAGCUCCAGUACUCCACACGAAUAGACGAAGCGUCUCGGUGUACGUAGUGGAGGGGAAAAAACACCGAUGUGCUCGGGCAGCGGGCAGCGGGCUCGAAAUCGCACCACUUGAUUUGUGAAUUUGUGAUUUGUGUAUACAGUUGUAACUUGUAAACAGAGCCGGAGAGCCCGAGAGCAUAUCAGAAACGUGAGGAACACCGCGCGAAUCAUGCGUCCAAAGAAAGACGACGAUUAUCUUGAAUUCGUGGAUUAAUAAUCGUGGAACUAUCGUAAGUGAAGAAUCAGCGCACUUUGGAUAUUUAAAAAAAGGUGUUAAUUACUAGGCGUCCUAACCUCGAAAUUUGAAAAGGUUAAAGGGGUAUCAUAACUAAUCACUAAUCGGUUGCACAUUAAAAAAGAGAGCAUCUUAUUAAGUCGCAACUACUUGGAAUCGUCAUUAUAAAACCUCUUUCAGUUCAAGAGGACACAACAUGAAAGUCAUAAAAGGAAAUUGGAACACCCUUCUGAGCAAUUACGAAGUUUUGAAUAUUUUGCAAAACACGAAGUCUUAUAAGAAGCAGAUGAAUCAGCUCGCGACUAUUACUUAUCAGACGAUUAAGUAUCUGGAAGACACGCCGUGCAAGAAGCAGAAUCCAGAAAAAAUCCACGAGUUCCUAAAAGCGAUGGAACCCAUUAAAUUGACCAAGGCCGAGAAGCUUACUCUUCUCAACCUCUGCCCCACUACAUUAGUCGAGAUACAAUUGAUGGUUGAAGAGAGCGAGGAACGGCUGUCGGAGGAAGAAGCGAAGACCGUGCUUCAGAUCGUCGCAAAUUUGCGGGAUGAGCAGGACGCAGAACAAGAGACCUAAUUUUAGAUCUUAAAAAAUAACUUAUUUAAAUAUAUUUUGCGUAUGUACAUUUUAUUUAUAAUAAACACGACUGGAAAUAG